CAGCCUCUCUUCUUCCUGAGCUCACUCUGUCGUUGGCGUUCGCGUUGACUGGCCAGAGUCCGCGAGCUAAACACCCUCUCCUUUAUUUGAUCUGCCACUUUACUCCCUUUCUCUCCCUCCCUGUGUUUCUCUUUUCUAUCUCUACAGCCUUUCAUCCAUUCAUCCCUGUGCUCUGCCUUCAGGACUUGACAGUUAUCUUCCAUCAGCCCUAACUGUUCCUCAUUCCACCUCUUCCUGGUCCCCUUCUAACCAUCUGAUUGGUCAUGUCGUACCAUAGCUUCCUCCUGGAACCAAUUAGCUGCCAUGCAUGGAACAAAGAUCGGACCCAGAUCGCUCUGUGUCCCAACAACCAUGAGGUUCACAUCUAUAAAAAAGACGGGACCAAGUGGACCAAGAUCCAUGAGCUGAAGGAACACAACGGACAGGUGACAGGUAUUGACUGGGCUCCAGACAGUAACCGUAUAGUUACUUGUGGAGCGGAUCGAAACGCCUAUGUGUGGACCCUGAAGGACGGGACGUGGAAGCCCACCCUGGUCAUCCUCAGGAUCAAUCGUGCAGCCCGCUGUGUCAAGUGGUCACCACGAGAGAACAAGUUUGCUGUCGGCAGCGGCUCACGCCUCAUUUCCAUCUGCUACUUUGAACAGGAAAACGACUGGUGGGUCUGCAAACACAUCAAGAAGCCGAUCCGCUCCACCAUCCUCAGUCUGGACUGGCACCCCAACAACGUCCUGCUGGCGGCUGGAUCCUGUGACUUCAAAUGCAGGGUUUUCUCAGCCUACAUAAAGGAGGUGGAGGAGAAGCCCGGCCCCACCCCCUGGGGCAGUAAGAUGCCAUUUGGGGAGGUGCUGUUUGAGUCUGGAGGGUCUGGAGCUGUGGAUCAGACCUCAGGAGGGGGGGGUGGAGGAUGGGUGCACAGCGUGUGCUUCUCCCACUCGGGUAACCGUCUGGCCUGGACCUCCCAUGAUUCCUCUGUGUCUGUGGCGGAGGGUGGAAAGAGCGGAACGGUGAGCAGUCUGAGCUCGGAGACACUUCCUCUUCUGUGUGUCACCUUCAUUACUGAGAACAGCUUAGUAGCAGCUGGCCAUGACUGCUACCCGAUGCUGUUCGUGUAUGACAGCACCAAAGCCGGUCUGACAUUCGGGGGCAAACUGGACGUUCCUAAGCAGGCGGCCCAGAAGGGCAUCAGCGCCAGGGAGCGUUUCCAGAACCUGGACCGCCGGGCUUCAGAAUCCCAGAGCACUGACAAGGACCUGAACACUCUGCACAAGAACAGCAUCAGCCAAAUCUCGGUGCUGGAAGGAGGACGAAACCAGUGCACCAAGUUCUGCACCACUGGUAUGGAUGGAGGCAUGGGCAUCUGGGACGUCAAGACUCUGGAGUCUGCUAUGAAGAACUUGAAGAUUGUCUGAACCGAAGCAACCAAAGGAAUGUCGCUUCUGGAGAAAUGAAGAAAACUGCUGCCUUAUUUUAUUACACAAAGCUUCUUGGCCAUAUUUUAAUCAGGUAUUUUUUACAAAACGAUCAGACUUUGGUCAAACAGUAUUUUUUAAAGUCCUCUGAAGCUUUUUUGAUGAGCUUGAUGAAGUCAAACUAUACAGAAGGACUGACCUCAGGUCUGCAAAUGGUACUUAAUGAGUUAGAUUAGUGUAAUCGCAGAGGGCUCCCUCCGAGCUCAAAGCUUAAAGCAGGAAUUUAGUAUUAAUCACAAUGAAGGGCUGCAAUACUCUGUUAAAGCUUAUGCUGGUCAUAAUAUGCAUUGAAUAAAUGAUUGCUGUUACAGAA
Molecule: messenger RNA, 1782 nt
Organism: Sphaeramia orbicularis (orbiculate cardinalfish)
Lineage: Eukaryota; Metazoa; Chordata; Actinopteri; Kurtiformes; Apogonidae
Product: actin-related protein 2/3 complex subunit 1B-B-like
Exons: 10
Coding region: 264-1409 (381 amino acids)
Biological process (GO): Arp2/3 complex-mediated actin nucleation
Cellular component (GO): Arp2/3 protein complex; actin cytoskeleton
Molecular function (GO): actin filament binding
Source: RefSeq, a predicted model, not a curated record